AUGCGGUUCCGAAGCCAGCUCACCAAUGUGGGCACGUUUGCAAAACUUGCUGCCUCUCUCAACUCCUUGGGAAAGAUCUGCUGGGUGAGGCUGGAACGGGAAACAGUACACUUUACUAUCAUUCCCGACCAAGGAACACAGGUCUGGGCUGUGUUACCGGCGGAAGCCAUUUUUGAUGAAAGUUAUGUGCUUGAAGCUGCGGCCGGCGCCGUCAAUCUCGAGGUUCCUAUUGCCGCACUUUCGCGUGCUCUCCGAUCUGCAAUUGGCGACAAGUCUGCCCAGCUACGGUUGACUCGGAAAGGCAACGUACCUCUCCUUGCCCUGACCGUCGUCUCAUCCUCAUUAGUUCCAGGAAAUAUUCCUGUAGGCCCUGAGGUUGAUGAGUUUGGUGCAGUUGAGCAUGAUCAAAGUCAGUCAGCCACGCGAGCUAGUGCUCCUCGUGAGCGCGAAACAGUAAUCACUCAGGAGAUACCAGUUAAAGUGUUGCACCAAUCUGCGGUUGAAAGCUUACAUGAGCCCCGCUGCCGAGACCCGGACGUUCAUAUCAUCUUACCGAAUCUAGCACAGUUAAAGGCAAUUUCAGAUCGCUUCACGAAACUCGCAACGAGUAGUAGCAAAUCCAAUGGAGGAGCAUCGCUGGCGUCUGGCACAACGGGGCCAAAAUUGGAACUGAGCGCAAAUAUGCAUGGGUCACUCAAGAUCGGGAUUGCAACGGACUCAUUGCGGAUAUCCAGUGUCUGGACAGGGUUGACCAAUCCACCGCUUGAUCCCAGACAGAUGCAGGGUACAGAAUUGGACCAGCUUCCUAGUGAGCGGAUGAGACAGCUGGGUAAUUCGGCUGAUGAUGACGGUGAAGUUGGUUGGGCUAAAGUAAGAAUUGAUGGGAAAGAUUGGGGGAGGGUACUCAGCGUGGGUAGACUGAGCCCCAAAGUCGUGGCUUGUUUUAUACACGAGACAGCCUUGAUACUUUAUGUCUAUUUACGCGGUGGACUUUCCGGAGAAGAGUCGUGUCUAACGUACUAUAUCAACUCUUAUUCAACCUGA
This is a messenger RNA of Talaromyces marneffei, 1044 nucleotides long. RefSeq lists its product as uncharacterized. The record is from RefSeq and is a predicted model, not a curated record. NCBI's taxonomy places the organism in Eukaryota, Fungi, Ascomycota, Eurotiomycetes, Eurotiales, Trichocomaceae. The coding region runs from base 1 to 1044 and encodes 347 amino acids. Gene Ontology annotation, biological process: mitotic DNA replication checkpoint signaling; nucleotide-excision repair; mitotic intra-S DNA damage checkpoint signaling. The transcript has 5 exons. Gene Ontology annotation, cellular component: checkpoint clamp complex; site of double-strand break; nucleolus.